Molecule: messenger RNA, 348 nt
Organism: Macrosiphum euphorbiae (potato aphid)
Lineage: Eukaryota; Metazoa; Arthropoda; Insecta; Hemiptera; Aphididae
Source: the annotation of a GenBank genome assembly
AUGCGUUCCAACGAGUUUGAUUGCUUUCUAACAAUUAAAUACUUUUUGGAAGAGGAAGGGGUCGAAAUAAAUGAGGUUUUCAUUGAGGAAAUGAUUCAGCACCUCACUGGGUUGAAUGAAGGAUUUAACCAGUAUUUUCCAAAUGACCAACAGGUGAAAUAUAAAAAUGAAUUGUGGAUUAAAAAUCCAUUUAUUGUCAAUACACGACCUCCAGCCAUGUCAGUAAAAGAAUAUGAAACCUUCAUUGAAUUGACAUCUGAUUCAUCACUGCAAGAAAAAUUUAAAACAAUGCCAUUAGCAGAAUUUUGGUGCAGUUCAAAAGAUGAAAAUCCUCAAUUGUCACAAUAG